Molecule: messenger RNA, 1187 nt
Organism: Ciona intestinalis (vase tunicate)
Lineage: Eukaryota; Metazoa; Chordata; Ascidiacea; Phlebobranchia; Cionidae
Product: torsin-1A
Molecular function (GO): ATP hydrolysis activity; ATP binding
Source: RefSeq, a predicted model, not a curated record
GGUUUUGUGAAUACGCAACUUAUUUAUUAUUUCUUUAAAAGAAAGUAAAGUUGUUACAGAUGCUAUUGUUUGAUAAUGGAUAAGGUACAUUUGUUGUGGAUUUUUUUUUAUUUACUUCCACAUUGUUUUGCUUUCCUUGACCCGAUAUCGAUGGGGGUGGUCGUCGGGACGGCUGCGACGUCAGCCCUGGUAAUGGUAGCUGAGUUAUCUGGUUUAUCUUCGUUUCGAUGCAAAACCAACCUCAUGGAAUGUUGUGAUAAACAUAAUAUUAAACCGAACAUGACAGGGUUGCAACAUGAUCUUCGAACCAAACUAUACGGCCAACAUUUAGUUGAAAAAACUGUGUAUCGCGCAGUGAAACAUCACCUCGCCAACCCUAACCCAUCGAAAGCUCUUGUGAUGUCAUUUCAUGGUUGGACGGGCAGUGGCAAGAAUUACGUCGCACAAAUGAUCGUUAAGAAUUUGUACAGGAAGAAUUUAGAAAGUUCAUUCGUUCACGUUUUCAACGCUGAGGUCGAUUUUAAACAUCAGCAGAAUGUUGGGGUUUAUAAAGACCAACUUCAAUCAUGGCUGCAUGGAAACGUUAGUAAGUGUGGAAGGUCCAUAUUUAUAUUUGACGAGAUAGAUCACAUGCCAGUGGGGUUGGUGGAUGCAUUGAAACCAUAUAUGAGCAACGAACCAGUGGUACACGGGGUGGAUUAUCGAAAAACUAUUUUCAUUUUCCUCAGCAAUACUGGGGGUCAAGAAAUCAACAAGAAAUGUUACGAGACGUGGCAGCUGGGGAACUCACGAAGUGGUAUCAAGUUAUCGGACAUGGAGGAGAUGCUUGAACAAGUUGCGUUCAAUGAGAAGAGUGGAUUGAAGAAUAGUGGUGUGGUAGAGAGGAAUCUCAUUGACCAUUUCGUCCCGUUCUUCCCGUUGGAGCGCGAGCAUGUGGAAAGUUGUGUGAAGGAUGAAGUUCGAAGACUCAAUGCAAGAAAGUUAACACCGAGUGAAAUGCAAGAAAUAAUGGAUGAAUUACAAUGGAUGCCAAAGACUGUGCGGCUCUAUUCUAAAUCGGGCUGUAAAAAGAUCGCUCAAAAAGUUGGGCUUGUAGUUCUAGAUUAAUCAUUGUGUCUUCAAUCAUAAAUGUUGUUCCAUUAAUCGUGCUGUAUAAUGUAGUUACUAAUAUUGUGUGCUUUGUAUAG